Staurois parvus is the source of this 276-nucleotide messenger RNA. NCBI's taxonomy places the organism in Eukaryota, Metazoa, Chordata, Amphibia, Anura, Ranidae. The record is from the annotation of a GenBank genome assembly.
GUGCCCACUGUGCAUGAGCGAGAAGUGCUGCACUUUGUGAAUGGCCCUGUAGUCUUCGGGGUCCUGUCACGUGUCCCACAAGACUCCGCUUCCCUCCCUCUGCUCCCCAAAGGUCCGCAGUCUCUGGCCGUCCCCUGUACUAUGUCCGCAGUCUCUGGUCAUCUCUUGUACUGUGUAUCCAGUCUCUGGUCGUCCCCUUUAAUAUGUCCACAGUCUCUGGUCAACCCCUAUACUAUGUCCGCAGUCUCUGGUCAUCCCCUGUACUAUGUCCGCAGU